This is a messenger RNA of Paramormyrops kingsleyae, 6781 nucleotides long. RefSeq names its product low-density lipoprotein receptor class A domain-containing protein 4-like. Gene Ontology annotation, biological process: negative regulation of transforming growth factor beta receptor signaling pathway. Gene Ontology annotation, cellular component: early endosome membrane; Golgi membrane. Gene Ontology annotation, molecular function: R-SMAD binding. The record is from RefSeq and is a predicted model, not a curated record. Lineage: Eukaryota; Metazoa; Chordata; Actinopteri; Osteoglossiformes; Mormyridae.
UUCCUUCAAAAUCUAUACACUUGGAUGGUUAAAUCAGGAAAUUAAAUUACCUUGUUGAAAUGUACUACAGCAGGGAUUUCACUGUAUGCUGAACCUUGACAUUUGAGGUCAAUACAUGUCCUUAACUAUAUACAGUGUCAUGAACUAAAUUCCCAUAUUUAAUUGCAUUAGGCCAACAGAUACAGCUGACUACAUCUACAACUUAGCGGAGUUGCCGGCUUUUGUGGCCGUUACGUUAGUACUCCUACUCUGCAGAUGUCGCUACAGCUUUUUGGAAAUUAGGCGCAUGGAUGUACGGGGGAGGGGGGGUACGCGGAGAGCGGUGGAGCGCCGCUGACUGACUCGCAGUCUUCGUGAGCGAUCGCGGCGCCCAGUCUCCGGCAGCCAGCUACGGACCAGACGCACAGGACAGCCGCAGGGAGGGAUCGCCCGUCAGCCCGGAACAGACGCGCUCAGCGGGAAGGCGCACGACUGGAGCUCCUUGUAAUUGUCAGCACCGGUUCAAGCUACUGCAUCCGGGACGAGGGCCGGCAUGCCGAUCCGAGCUGCGGUGAAGCAGGAACAUCACUAAGGAAGCUGACUCCCGCACUGACGAUUUCGGCCACUGGGACCUUCGUUCAGCAAUGGCCGGGUGUUUCUGGCUGGGGGGAUAACUCUAGCCCCUCUUCCUGGUCCCCCACCCCUCCCCUUUCUCCUCACCCGCACACGUGCACCCCCCAACCACGUGUCUCGAGGCUGAAAAUCAGGAGAUCAGUGACAUUUGGAUCAGAAACCCUCCAUCGUACUGUCCAUCUGUACGCCCCCUGCUCCCUCCCUCCCUCCCCUGCCCCCCCUUCCCUGAGAGCCUGUCCCAGUGUUGACAAACAGCGAGCUCACCCCUUCUGGCUGGGACCCCCAAGGACAGCGCCAUGGGGUCCUGAGGGGCUGAGAUGGACGGCAGGCGACGGCCGCGAUUCUCCCAGCAGCCCACACCCACUCGGACUGGUUAACGUUGGCAUCACUGGCUUUGCUGGGGCAGCAGUAUGCAGGAAGCUGACUUUCCAGCCACAAAUGCUUUCACAGAGUGCAAAUUCCAGUGCAGCAAUGGCAACUGCUUACGCCUUGGCUCCUUAAUCUGCAACCAGCUGAAUAAUUGUGGGGACAACAGCGACGAGGAGAACUGCCCGGUGGUCACCCAGCACCCCCCGCCCGGCAUCUUCAGCUCUGAACUGGAGUUUGUUCAGAUAAUUAUUAUAAUUGUGGUGAUGACCGUGAUGGUAGUCGUGAUCAUUUGUCUGCUGAACCACUACAAGCUCUCCACCUGGUCCUUCAUCAACCGGCAGAGUCAAGCCAGGAGGCAAGAGGACAGUCUGCAACCGGAUGGGUGUCUGUGGCCACCAGACAGCGGGUCGCGACAAGGGGCUGCAGAGGUGACAUACGCCCCCCAGACUCGGGAGAGGUUCACCACGCCCUCGUUUAUGCAACGGGACAGAUUCAGCCGCUUCCAGCCCACCUACCCUUACCUGCAGCACGAGAUCGACCUGCCGCCUACCAUCUCGCUGUCGGACGGCGAGGAGCCCCCUCCCUACCAGGGCCCCUGCACGCUGCAGCUGCGCGACCCCGAGCAGCAGAUGGAGCUCAACAGGGAGUCGGUGCGAGCUCCGCCCAACCGGACCAUCUUUGACAGUGACCUGAUCGACGUGCACAGCGCUGGAAGCGGGCCACGCCCACCCAGCAGCAACUCGGGCAUCAGUGCCGCCCACUCCGGCAGCCACGGCAGAAUGGAGGGGCCCCCACCCGCCUACAGCGAGGUCAUGGGCCACUACCCUGGCUACGCCUUCUUUCUUCACCAGCACGGCAAUAACCCCCCCACACAGGGGGCGGGACGCAGGACAACCCGGCAGGGCGACCCCGAAAGCACAACGGCUCCCGCCAAGGCCAAGGACGGCCAGCGGGAAGACCUGGUGUGAGGUGGGCUGGGUGUGCGGGGCUACGCAAGUCUGGCCCCGCCCUUCACAAAAAAAGGGGAUGUGGUCACUUUCUCAACACUCCCAUGCACAACUGAAUACCGACCUUCUCUACAAAGACAACAGACAAGAAGUAAAGGAACCAAGACUACAAUUUUUUUUCUGUUUUGCUUUUUUUUCCUAAAUUUUUUUUUUAAACGUUGCUAAAACUGUGGGGGGGCGCACACCGUGUGGAGUGUUCAGAUUCAUAGCUGUUUUUUUUUGUUUUUGUUUUUGUUUUUUUUUAUUCUUCACGUGAGUAUAAAGAUUAUUAGCACAGAUUCUAAACAGCCCCCCCCCCAGGACUUGUUUUAGUUUUUCUUUUGUUUUUUUUCUUCUUCUUAAGACCGGGAUCUGUGCACAAACAAGAUGAACCAGUGGAAAUCCAAAUCUGAGUGCCAAGAUUCAAGUGGAAGUUUAAAAAAAAAAAAUCAAUGGGGAGAGGACUUGCUUAAUGCUCAAAAGAAAUGUUUAUCUAAAAGUUGCACUAUCUUAUCGUUUAAAGAAAAGAGGGAAUUGCUGUAUGUAUUUUACUCUGUGCGUGUGUGUGUGUGUGUGUGUGUGUAUGUGCGUAUGUGUGUAUUUGUCCUUUCAUUUGUGGAUUGGAAUUUUGGCUCCAAAGAUUUGCAGUGGGAGCAAUAGGGGUUUAUCCUUUUCCUUUUGUAGAAAACACGCAAGAGACUCGGAUCCAGCCUAAAAUCCUCAUGACUCAAAUUGUUAGUACAGGGACAUUUAGAUUUUUUUUUUUUUUUUUUUUUUACUUUCACAUUCUCAGAGACACAGUAUGAAAUCUCUGCCCUCAUUCUGCUGGAUGAAAGGCCUAAAGAAUAAUUGUGCUGGAUGGGGGUUUAGCAGAGGUGUUGCUUGUUGUCUAGGUCACCGUUUCCCAACCUGGUACUCAGGGAUCCUCAGACAGUUCACGUUUUUGCUCCCUCCCAUACAGUUCACGUUUUUGCUCCCUCCCAGCUCCCAUGCAAAAACGUGAACUGUCUGAGGAUCCCUGAGGACCGGGUUGGGACAUACCGGUGUAGGACAUCCAUGUCCUACCGUAGAUGACUGAGGGCCAUCCGAUAUGAACAUACCAGUUGCCAUUGAACAUUAAAAAAAAAAAAAAAAUGUCCAUGAUAUUCAAACCCUCCCUCUAUUCCUGUCCGCCCUUCAUCCACCAGUAUUCUUGAGGCAGCCUCUCCUCGGGUCAUUUUCACGUUUCCGAGACCUGCACCCCACAGCCCCUCGCUCUCCCCACACAUGCUCGGCUCAUCCCGUACGCCCAACAUGUGCUUGUCACACGGACGGCUCGGGGAACUCCGGGGAACCGCUCUUUCGCCCUCGGCUCAUGCCGCGUGUCCCGAGGAGUCCCCGGUUGGUAUAAUCAGGUUUUGGACUGUGGUCAAAGACAAGGGCUAUGUGACGGUGGUGUCUGUGACCUUCUGACCUAGCCUUUCUUCACGCGUCGUUGCCUUCUCUGCUAUCGCUAUAUUACUGACAGUAUUAAAGCUAACCCCAGCUUUUUAUGAUGUGUACCACCUACGUAACCCAGCACAGACGUUUGAUUAAAUGUUUUGUUGAAUACAGCAGUGCUUCUCGAUCCCUUUAAAAGGACCCCAGGGGGCCUCACAUCGGGGCCCCGCAUGCCUUCGUAUGGUAGCCUUUGUGGGCCCCGGUACCUUGAGUGUUGGUGACUGUUCGGCUUGCUUUGGUCAUAGCGUGGUGUCCCCGAAGGGGGGAAGGAGGGGGCCCUUGCUUGACGUGGCCCACAGCCCUUCUAAUUGAACUGUACGUUUUACUUCCUUUCGAGCUGCUGUUGUGCGUAUUUGAUUCAUCGCUUUUGAUACAUCGUGAUAAUCUGGCUUCAGAGGGGUCACGGAGGUCAUUUGAGGGAGCUUUCCAGUGGAACGCUGGUGCGGUUCAGUCAUACGGAUGACAGGAAACGGCUGCCGUGGGCAGUUCGGCCGCACCGAUUGGCCGUUAACACGCUGACUAUCCAGUGUAUCGGCGUUUGGCUGUAAUGCGACAGGAUUCCCCUGGAUCUGAUGUUUUUUUUUUUUCCCUGAAGGGAUCCCCCUUCCUCUUCCUGUGUGCUUGAAUGGGAAAAGAUAGGAAAAUCAAUAGCAAGCUUCCCUGGCCUAGACUUUAUUUAUACAACUUUAGAGACUAUUUGGGAAGCAAUGAAGAUGAACUGUGUUCUUGGGUUAUGUUUUAAUUUCCUUUUAUUUCACUUUUUGUAACAACUUGGAUUCUAGAAUGAAAGCCUUUCGUUGCUAUUGUGACGCACUUACUCCCUGCGUUUUGAUUGGCUCCGGAGAGCAGUCCGUUCUCUUAUUUCUAUAUCGCUGCUGCUACUGCUGCUACCGCCGCUGCUGCUGCUGCCACCGCCGUCCGUCCGUCAUUUUCCGUGUCACUUUUCCCUAUAUGGAUUGUUGCAUGAUAGACUCGUUUUUUUAAAUGUCUGAAGCCGUUUUCGUUCCUCUUCCGUUUGUUACAUUUUAACGUCUGUUUGUUUCUCUACGUUUGCUUGUUUCUGUCUGCUCUCGUAGCUAAACGAGGAGGAAAAGAAAUGCUCAUUUACUGUUUUCUAUGAGGAGGUUUGGAUGUUACUAUUAUGUGAGUAAAAAGGUGCCUAAUGUUCUCGUUUGAGCAGAUAUAGGAACCCAGUUGCACUCAAGCCCCGACCUUCGUUGUGCCUCACUUCCAACGGUGCUUUUUUCAGUAGUCUGUCUCUUUUAUGUUUAUUUGUAAGGUGCUGUAUAUAACUUGAAUAUAUUAUGCACAUAUCCUACCCAAUGGGUAGAAACAACAUAAAACGGACAUUGUGAAUAAUGUAAUAUAAUGUACAGAUGAUAUAAAAUUUUAACAUGGUGGCAUCCAGUUUCCGAAUGCCUUCAAAAUGUGCUUUUGUCUUUUUGUAAACAAGAAAGGGUUUGCAAAGUAAUGCUUAAAUGAUUAAAAAUAAAUACAAAUUGCUACUUAUAUUAUUUUCCUAUAAAUAAUAAUCUGUUACGGUAAGGAUGAAACUAAUGUUCUGAAUUUAGGAUGUUAUUGAACAGAUUUUUUUUUUUUUCUUUCCUUAAGAAAAGAAUUGGUACCACAGUGCUCACUGUUCGCUUUAGUGACCCGUCAUUUGGUCUGGUAUUAAACACAUUUAACCAGAGCGAAGUCAGUUUUUAUUUUACCUGAACAUGUGAAGUUAGGGGGUGUCCUGCUUUGUGAACCGCGUGUGGAGGUGACAGACUGGGUGACUUUUUAAAGCCAGCUUGUUACAUUAGACUCCCGUACCGAUGCGUCGGUACAUGGGGAUGGAAGUCUUUCGAGUUUGCUUGCCGAUAAAAACAAGGCUGCUCUUGGGCUUCUGAUAUUUAACGCCUUUCGGGCACCGGGGCGUCUGCUCAGGAAAGGUUUCACCACAACAGGCUCCCAUCGCCAGCCAUUUCGCAUGGAAUCGUCUCGCCUACUGCACAGAUGGCCACCACCGCCAGACCGUGUGAAUUUUGAUUCGGUCUAGCGCUCAGCUCCCAUCCCACAGCCCCCAGUAGGCGUUUCCCAAGCAGCUGAACUGGGACUUUCAAAAUUAUUAUUAUUAAAUAACAAGGUGUUCACUCCACUGACAAAUGGUCAGUGUGAACGUACAAAUUUGUAGCAUAAAGUUUAUUUGCAAGAUCUGAAAGGCCAAGAAAAUACUCAUCCCUACACAUUACAGGACACGUGGCACUAUUUUGAAAUGAAUUCCCAUCUGCCCUAAACUCGCGCCGCGCAUUUAUUCCCCGAAAAAGUGAAAGCGAGACACUUUCUGUUUGGCGACUUUGGUGCAGGAUGCCUGAUUGGUGACAGAUUCCUCUGAUUCCUACGCUGAAUGUUACUGGUGUUUUCCCAAUUUCCACUCGAUGAUCUCUGAGCAAAUUGUUUUAUCCCCCCCCCCCACACACACUUUCCUUUUAAAAAAGCACACGACUGAUCAGGAUGAAGCACUAAACUGUACACUGUGGUAAGAAAGGCAUGUAACAAACCAGGAUGUAACUGGACAGAGAAUGCAGCUCAGUCUGUUUUUCUAUUUUAUACAUAUUCAGUGUAUGUGGUGUGUAGGAAAAGCAUUUUAAUUGUAGUCUCAUUCAUUUAUAUACUAAGACUCCACUGUACAGUAUCGUUGCGCAUGUUCAUUCUUAUCUCUAGGUAAUGUACAUAGCAAUGCCAUUUAUUUUUUACUUUUGUUUUGUCUUUUUGUUGUUUUUCCAGUGCACCAAAUGGGCAGUAAGUCGCCAUCUUGAGACGUUUAUUGUAAUUCUUGUUCCAAGGGCCCUUUGACCCCCCUCGCCCCCCCACCCCCCGCACUAGCUUACAGAACUAACUUUGGCUCAAACAGAAUUGGUCACCACGUUCCAACAUUUAUCACCAGGCAUCAGAAAAACAAAUAAAUAAAACACAGACCAUAGCCGUGUUCUGUUCUUACGAUGUCACAGCAGUCACAUACUUCAGUCUUGACAGUUUUUACAUGACUACUUCCAUCAUGGACUUUGUAACAUUUGAUUGCUUUAUUUACAAAACUUGUCUAUAUAUAUCUAUAUAUAAAUAGAUAUCGAUAUAUAUAGAUGUUUAUAAACUGUCGUGUACUUCGCCUUUUUUAAUUUAAGCAAUUGUGAUGUAAUAGGUUUUAGGCCUAAGGUCUGUUAUUGCAAUACUUUUACAGAAAAAAAAAUCAAAAAAUGUUGCUCUAAGUGCUGUUGUAGUCAAAGAUUUUAUGCUUGUACUUAAUGCUGUGGUCAAACUGCAGCAAAAUUAUUAAAACUUAAAAAAGAAACCAA